AUGGCUGACCUAAGCCAGCGUUCCAGUCUUGUGAUAGGAGGGGAAAAGGCUUCCAUAAUCCAAGAAGCAAUGGAAGAGUUAAUAGUUGAACUUCGCCUCUUUCUUGAACUUCUGGACCAUGAAUACUUAACAUCAACUGUCAGGGAGAAAAAGGCAGUAAUAACCAACAUUCUGCUGAGGAUACAGUCCUCCAAAGGUUUUGACGUGAAAGGCCAUGCUCAGAAGCCAGAGCCCCCCAGCAGCCUGCCGGCCCCGCCGCAGAUGCCCCUGCCGGAGAUCCCUCAGCCCUGGCUGCCUCCGGACAGUGGGCCUCCACCGUUACCGACGUCCUCACUCCCAGAAGAUUAUUACGAGGAGGCCGUGCCACUGAGCCCUGGAAAAGCUCCAGAGUACAUCACAUCAAACUAUGACUCGGAUGCGAUGAGCAGCUCCUAUGAGUCCUAUGAUGAGGAGGAGGAAGACGGGAAGGGGAAGAAGACCCGGCACCAGUGGCCCUCCGAGGAGGCCUCCAUGGACCUGGUCAAGGAUGCCAAGAUCUGUGCCUUCCUGCUGCGGAAGAAACGCUUCGGCCAGUGGACCAAGUUGCUCUGCGUUAUCAAAGACACCAAACUGCUGUGCUACAAGAGUUCUAAGGACCAGCAACCGCAGAUGGAACUGCCGCUCCAGGGCUGCAAUAUCACGUAUAUCCCGAAAGACAGCAAGAAAAAGAAGCACGAGCUGAAGAUCACUCAGCAAGGCACAGACCCGCUGGUUCUUGCCGUCCAGAGCAAGGAACAGGCUGAGCAGUGGCUGAAGGAAAGCAUACAGGUUGGACCCUAUGAUGACAACAGUGACAGCCAUCGCCGUGUCUGUCAGCUGCUCAAGACACAUUGA
Messenger RNA from Carlito syrichta (Philippine tarsier), 873 nucleotides. Its product is annotated as actin filament-associated protein 1-like. The record is from RefSeq and is a predicted model, not a curated record. Gene Ontology annotation, cellular component: cytosol. Gene Ontology annotation, molecular function: SH3 domain binding; SH2 domain binding. The transcript is spliced from 7 exons. Lineage: Eukaryota; Metazoa; Chordata; Mammalia; Primates; Tarsiidae. Bases 1 to 873 code for a protein of 290 amino acids.